Molecule: messenger RNA, 1621 nt
Organism: Opisthorchis viverrini
Lineage: Eukaryota; Metazoa; Platyhelminthes; Trematoda; Opisthorchiida; Opisthorchiidae
Exons: 8
Coding region: 33-1445 (470 amino acids)
Biological process (GO): mitotic spindle organization; mitotic sister chromatid segregation; cytoplasmic microtubule organization
Cellular component (GO): microtubule; cytoplasm; nucleus
Molecular function (GO): GTP binding; structural constituent of cytoskeleton
Source: RefSeq, a predicted model, not a curated record
GGGUAGUCCAGUAUCGUGUACCUGUGUACCAAAUGCCCCGCGAUAUUAUUACACUGCAACUUGGACAAUGCGGAAAUCAGAUUGGUAUGGAAUUCUGGAGACAGCUUUGCACAGAGCACGGUAUAAGUCCUGAAGGUCUGUUAGAAGACUAUGCUACUGAUGGUUCCGACAGGAAGGAUGUGUUUUUCUAUCAGGCAGAUGAUGCUCAUUACAUACCGCGUGCCGUGUUACUGGAUUUGGAGCCACGCGUGCUAAACACGAUACUGAGCUCACCAUACGCCCGUUUGUACAACCGUGAGAAUGUGUACCUUUCCAAAGAUGGUGGAGGCGCCGGGAAUAUCUGGGCAUCAGGCUUCUCUCAAGGAGAAAAGUUAGAGGAAGAAAUAUUCGACAUCAUUGAACGGGAAGCAGAAGGUAGCGACAGUUUAGAGGGCUUCGUGAUGACGCACUCAAUCGCUGGUGGAACUGGGUCUGGAAUGGGAUCGUAUAUUUUGGAACGUCUCAACUCGCGGUUUCCGAAGAAGCUAAUACAAACCUACUCCGUGUUCCCGAACGCUGAAGACACAAGCGAUGUUGUUGUUCAGCCUUAUAACAGCUUGCUUACGCUCAAACGUUUGACACUAAACGCAGAUUGUGUGGUCGUUCUUGAUAACACAGCGCUCCAUCGGAUCGCAGCUGAACGUUUGCAUAUCGAAACACCCUCGCUUGCUCAAAUCAACCAACUUGUGAUGUCAGCAAGCACAGCGACUCUUCGAUACCCGAGCUACAUGAAUAAUGACCUGAUCGGACUGAUUGCUCCUUUGACUCCAACUCCCCGCUUGCACUUUCUCAUGACUGGGUACACACCGCUGACCACAGAUAGCGAAGUAUCCACCGUCCGUCGGACCACCGUGUUUGAUGUGAUGCGACGGUUGCUGCAACCGAAAAACAUGAUGGUUUCCACCCAGGUGCAGCGUGGUGUGAAUCACUGCUAUGCAGCCAUACUGAACAUAAUUCAGGGUGAAGUAGAUCCAUCUGAGGUUCACAAAUCUCUGCAACGUAUCCGCGAGCGCCGUUUGGCCCAGUUCAUUCCUUGGGGCCCUGCAAGCAUUCAGGUAACCUUGUCACGCCGUUCUCCAUAUGUGCAAACACAGCACCGCGUAAACGGGUUGAUGCUGGCAAAUCACACGAGCAUAUCCACACUCUUUUUGCGUUGUCUGGCUCAGUAUGAUCGUCUCCGUACUCGUGGCGCAUUUUUGGAACAAUUUCGCAAAGAGGACAUCUUUCGUGAUGAUCCGGACUUGAAAGAGUUCGCGGAUAGUCGACAAGUUGUGCAUACUUUGAUUGAGGAACACACUGCAGCCACUCGAUCCGAUUACAUCCACUGGGGAGCACAACGAGCUGUUGCCGCUGCGGCAACACAGGCAGCUGCAGCCGCGGCAUCAAUGAGUACGGCGCAAGCUUAACUUCGUGCCAACCAGCUGCUCACACUGCUCAACAUUUUACGCGAUUUUUUCUUACCCUCCGUCCUUAUAGAAUGUCAUUCAGAAGGGUAAUCUCGGUUACCCGGCUGCGCAUAUCAUUUUUAUUACUGCUGUUUUUUUUGUUCGAAACGUUUGGCAACUAUAUUACACGAUUUUCG